AUGGCUGUGCUGCUGCUUUCUGAUCCUCCUCCCUCUUACCUGUGGUUUUCCCUUGCAGGGCACAGUUCUCUACCUGGGCCCAAGUCUGUGUGGGAUUCUUCUCCUGCCAGGAAGCUGCUCACCCUGCAAGAGGCACAAGCUCUGAGAAGAGGCCAGAGCAGCUCUCCUGCAGUGAAACGAAGCAGUGAGAUUGAAGUGGAGGAAGAUCCCACAGAAUUUCCAGGGAGAUUCCACACAAUUAUUGAUUUUCCAUCUGAAAGACCAAGUUCUCCCAGAAAGAGGAAGGAAUCACCAGCUGGCAGUUGGUGUUCCUGCCUCUGCCUGUGCAGACCAUCCCCUGUGGCCAAAUGCCAACUGCAGCGCAGUGCCAGGGAGCCUUCUGAAACAGAACUCGUGGUCCUGGAAGGUAAGGGUGCAAAUCCAGCUUUCAAAACACUGCUUGUCAGCAACACAGGUAGAAUGCAUGCUUUCAGUGGGCUUGUGCCUCCUUCUGGCAUUGAGGCCCGUGACUGACAUCUUCAGCUGACCCCUGUUUUCCCAAAGGAACCUCUCAAACUGUUUGAAGCAUACUUGACAGGCAGCACCAAGCCUUUGCCCCCAUGGGCAGAGAAAGUUGGACGCUAACCCCUGUGUCUCCCCUCCUUCCUAGGUGAAUCCAGCCCUUGUGAACCCACAAGAGCCAGGCCAAGUGCUGAUUGCUCAGGGAGUGUUUCCAUAAAUGGAGAGCUCAUGGGAAUCACAAUUCGCUGUAAUUCAAAUGACAGCCUUCCGUGUGACAUCAGCGACGGAGAGAAGGAGGUCAUCAUUGUUCAGGCAGUCAUUUCUCCCAGCUCUGCUGAAGGGGGUGCCCUGAGCCUGCCAGAAACCACAGUCACCAGCCUGGACUGUGACCAGAUGCCUUUGCAGUGCAGCCCAGCCCAAACACAACUCGAGUGCCCCGACAGCGGCACCUCCAAUCAGGAUGAAGUCACUGUCACUGAGGAGAAGCCGAGCCUCUUGGAUCGGGAUUUGGAAUCAGGUCUCCAGCCCCAGGCUCUCGGCAGCAGCACAAGCUCUGAGCCUCUCUCUCCUCAACAACAGAGGAUGAGUCCCAUCAUUCCCUUGGACCUCUCACAUUCUUCUUUCUCUGAGUGACUAAAGGCACGCUCAUGCUCAAUCAACGGGAUGGGGUGUUGAAUGAAAAAAUGCUUAGAAGAGAAAAUUUCCGGCAUUCAGUUGCAAAGAACAGCAGCAGAAUUAUCGUCAUCCUGCUGCCAGUCUUCAGUGUUGCUGUUUUAAGGUUGAAAGAGCAGUGUUUCUUUCAAGAAAAAUUGUUGGGCUUAUUUGUAUUUGUAAGCAAGCGGUUCAGAAUGUGGGUGUCACCAUUUGUUUUCCUGUGAAAAUAACAUGGCAAAAGUAACACUGCAAGUUCCCACAUUUUGGAGGGGCAUGUAUGGUCUUACCAGAUUUUCUAAGUGAAAUAACUUAUGACCAAACACUGCUCCUACUUUAGAAUAUAUAUCCUAAGUUCAUCCCACCUAAUACAGACAGAAUCAUCUUAUGCUCUGUUAUUAGAGUAUGAGAGAUGGUUUGCACUGUUGACUAAACAUACUUCUAACAUCAUAGAAUUAUAGUAUAUCCCAGUUUGGAAGGAACCCAAGAAGAUCAUCAAUUACAACUCCUGGAUCCACACAGGACUACCCAAAAAUCAGACCCUAUGUCUGAGAUCACUGUCCAAAAUACUUCUUGAAAUCUGGCAAGCUCAGUGAUGUGACUACUUAAUCUGGGGAGGCUGUUCUAGGGCUUGGUCACCCUAAAUCUUACUUCCAUUGAUUCCUGAGAAUUUCUUGGAUGAUCACGUUCCUAGGUCAUAUGUAUCCAAGUUAGAUUGCAUGAACCAAGCAGAUAAAUGUGAUCUCAUCCUCAACAAUUUUGCAUAAACCUAAAAGCACUGAGUUUUGUAAAUGGGAAAGAAACACAAAGAAUACACAGUUCUUACUCAAACCAUAAAAUGUCUAGAUGUUUCAUGAGAAAAAGAAAUUUAUAUUGAAUAUAUUUAUACGUACAUUUUAUUGUACAGUAGAAAUAAAAGAACAUUAAAAACAA
Messenger RNA from Coturnix japonica (Japanese quail), 2085 nucleotides. Lineage: Eukaryota; Metazoa; Chordata; Aves; Galliformes; Phasianidae. The record is from RefSeq and is a predicted model, not a curated record.